UUUGUUGGUGUCUUUGGACAAAAUAAUAUGUUGGUACUUGUGAUUGGUGAUUUUUUCAUACCUUAUCGUGCCCACAAUUUGCCUCAAAAGUUUCGUAAACUGCUUGUACCGAAUAAGAUGCAACACAUUUUGUGCACUGGAAAUGUUUGCACUCAAGAAACGAUGAAUUAUUUAAAAACAUUAACUUGUGAUGUCCAUUGUGUUCGUGGCGACUUUGAUGAGGAUACUUCUUAUCCUGAUAUGAAAGUAAUCCCUGUUGGUCAUUUCAGGAUUGGACUCGUCCACGGCCACCAAUUUAUUCCGUGGGGCUAUGGAAUUGGCUGCUCAACAAAUGGGUGUUGAUGUUCUUAUUUCUGGUCAUACUCAUGAAUGUGCUGUUUUUGAUAAAGAUGGCAUAUUCUAUAUAAAUCCAGGUUCAGCGACGGGCGCAUUUUCAUUAAUCAAAGACAAAGUCAUCCCCUCAUUUAUUGUAUUGGAUGUUCAAACUGAUGUUAUCAUUGCCUAUAUAUACAGACUUCUGGAUGAUGAAGUGAAGGUUGAGAGGUCUCAAUUUAAGAAGAGUGGACAUUCAAUUGGUUUUACUUAA
This is a messenger RNA of Meloidogyne enterolobii, 586 nucleotides long. NCBI's taxonomy places the organism in Eukaryota, Metazoa, Nematoda, Chromadorea, Rhabditida, Meloidogynidae. The record is from the annotation of a GenBank genome assembly.